Molecule: messenger RNA, 928 nt
Organism: Linum trigynum
Lineage: Eukaryota; Viridiplantae; Streptophyta; Magnoliopsida; Malpighiales; Linaceae
Source: the annotation of a GenBank genome assembly
AGAGCCUCUAGUUGAUAAACAACAGAGAAAACCAGAAGCUAAGAAACCUAGAAUCUUUGUAACCCUUGAUAUGCUGGGACUGGUACAUGAACAACUUUAAUAAGAUUCACCAUUUGCAACUCGGAACCUGCAAACACUCUGCUACAUCUUUCCCAAUAGAUAUGGCUUAUCAAUCUUUCAGCAUUGUUGAGAUCAGAAAAUCUGCUUAUGAAGCUCCUCAUGGUCAAAGUGCUUGUGUGCCAACUUAUUAACAAUAAUUCUCCAUGUCCUCUCCGGUAGAAGCAAUGCUCGCUUCUCCUCUACCGCUCUCUCCAGCUUCUCCUUGGUCAUCACCACCACAAUCUUCAUCUUCCUCCUCAAAUCCACCACCACCACCAAAAACCUCCCUCCCAGCCCUCCCUCCAUCCCAAUCGUCGGCAACUGGCUUCACCUCGGCAACGACAUCAACCACUGGCGGCGCAUCGGGAUUCGGGACCACAACAUCACCUUCUCCUCGCUCUUCCAGAUCUCUGGGCUAAUCGUCUGAGCCUCCGCUCACACCGAUACAACCUGCCGAUGCGCGUAUCGGGACCGGGGCGGCGGUGGAGAGGGGCUUACAGCCGUUGAUUCUCGACGACUUGCGGUAGUAGAAGCAAGGACUUACCGAGGUUGCUAUGGCAGCCAUGAAAGACGAGGGCUACCGCUGACGUCGAACAGGACCUCUCUCGGCGCUCGUAUCCAGGGAUUGAUCGGCGCCGGAACAUAGAAGGAAUAGAGGAUUUGCGACGACGGCGGUGGAAGAAAGAAGGAACAGCGGGAGAUGGGGAAGAAUGGAAGAAUAGUAUACGAGAUAGAAGGAGCGGAUUAGGGUUUGGGGAUUAUUUUUUAAAUUUAAUUUGAUAUUUUUCUUAAUUUACUUAUUUACUCUUAAUGAAUUCUAUUGUUAUAA